CCGUAGAGUAGUGGUCGCGCACGGUCCGCAACGGAGCACUCUUCUUGGCGACGCAGGAAUGCUCGCGGCAACACGGCGUAGUCAAGAAAGAGCUGGCGGUACGCGAGAGCGCGAGCCCGCGGUCAGAACGGAACGCACACAGACACAGACACUGACACAGACACACACACAACAUCAAACAAAAGAGCUGAAAUACUGCAUCCGUCUGGCGAUGCCGGACUGAUGAAGCCCAGCGUCCGCAUCGAGAUCAAUGAUGCCGAUUCUUGGGCAAGAUCAUUUGGGCAUCCCUCGUCCUUGAACGCCCUCAACCAAGCUCCGAUCACGAGGCCGCAGUCGGUCAUGCCGCCGGCGGUGUGCGUGGACCGGAUUGGCACGCUGCUGAACCUGCUAGAAAACGGGAUCAUCGGAGGCUACUCUCCCUCCGUGACCCAGCUGCCACUGACGACCAACUUUCUAGCGAAACUGGGCCUACAAGAUUGGAAACCAGUCAUGUUGGAAGCCUGGGUCAGCGAAAGGACGUGGAGGCUAAAACUCUGACGAUCGCGCGUGUCAGCGUGUGGCGGGACCCGCUUCGAACCUGACACGAUUUGCUUGCGCACGCCGAUUGUCUCCUCCCUCAGCGACCGUCGAAUCCUCUCAUCCCCAACUCCAUGUCCGCCCGUUCUCGACAUGAGCGUGGCAACGCGUGCGUGACGCAGUUAUGUCCAAACCACCUUCUGUCAUGCCACCGUCGCUGCCUUGUUGCCUUCUUCUUCUAUGGAUCUUCCCCUCUUUACCUGCCUUGCCCCUAGCCGCAGAGCACUUGCUGGUGAUGGCGUUCUGGA
Prorocentrum cordatum is the source of this 824-nucleotide messenger RNA. NCBI's taxonomy places the organism in Eukaryota, Dinophyceae, Prorocentrales, Prorocentraceae. The record is from the annotation of a GenBank genome assembly.